AUGCAUCGGGAUGAACCAACUGGUUUACUUUGAUUAAAAAAAUUUCUGUGGGCUUUUGAAUUUGGACGCACAUGAAGGUCCCUGCCGCUGCCAGUUCUGAGGUCAACUCCAUUUCCUCCACUUGAAGAAACAUUUCUUUUUUCUCUCUCUUUUUUAAAAACCCCAUGAAUCAAAUGCCUUCUUUCAAAGCCCCUGACCCCAAUUUCAAGGCCUUAGUGCAACUUCUGACAACCUCAAGCUCUGUUGUUUGACUUCCAUUGUAGAAAUUUUAUAUGGGUUGGUUGCAAAACGUCAAACUGGUUACUGGGUUUUUCUUUAAUUGAUAAUGGAGAUCACUUUUGAAAUAGUGGCCGGCAAUCAACUGAUCAUAUUAUUAUGCAUACGUGAUUAUGAUGAAUUUGGGAAUGGGGUCCCAUUUUGAUCAGGAUAUAAUAGAACAGAGCAUCUAAAGUCAACCAUGGAGAAAUGGGGAAAUUCAAUCUCAUAAUGCAGCCAGAGAUUUUGGGGGCACCCAAGAUUCUUCCCUUUUACAGUCGUUGACUACUGUUUGUGGAUCGAUGUGACACCCCUUUCAAUUUCUACUUUGAAACGUUCAAAGUAAUGGGAAUACCAACCCCAUUGUUUCCCUCUUUAUUAAGAGGUUACUUUUGCUUUAUCAAAAGUAAGGCUUCAGCUUAAAACAGAGUUCUUCGUUGGUAGGAGGAGGACAAGAGACGGCCAUCUUUAGAUCAGAGGGGUUAGUUGAGAAACCGAAAGCUAUCAAACUGCGUUACGAUAGAACAGUAUAACACGAGGAAGAGAUCAUCACCAGAGAAAGAUGGCUUUGCGUCUUGAAGUUACUCCUUGUUCUCUCAUCCUUCUUGGUUUCCUCAUUAUAAUGGUUGCACAACAAAGUGCUGCUAGGAAAUUAACAGAUGGCUAUGAUAAAGACAUCGAACAGUUUGUGAAUCUGAAAAUUAAUGAUCAAACAAACACUCAUAUAAAGGAAGUUGAUGAUGGUCACCAGAAGAUGAGCAAAAAUCAUAGUCAUGCUCAUGCAUCAUCUCACAUGGAGCAUUUAGAUCCUUUGUUAUAUGUUUUCUUCACCUUAAGUGAUUUGAAAGUUGGAAAAAACAUGCCCAUUUACUUUCCUUACUCAAGGCCAUCAGAAACUCCAAAACUACUGCCUAAAGAAGAAGCUGAUUCCAUUCCUUUCUCUACAUCACGACUUGAAUACCUUCUAAAUCUAUUCUCUUUUCCAAAAUACUCUCCCCAAGCCAAAGCUGUUGAAUAUACUCUUAACCAGUGUGAGCUAGAAUCCAUAAAAGGAGAGACCAAAUUCUGUGCCGCUUCUUUAAAAUCAAUGCUGGAUUUUGCUACAAAAAUGUUGGGAGGUGAUACUCAAUUGAAAGUUUUGACCACCACUCGUCUCUCCAACUCCACUAUCCUCCUUCAGAACUAUACAAUUUUGGAGGAACCCAGAGAAACAAUGGCUGCAAAAAUGGUGGCAUGUCAUAGUAUGCCUUACCCUUAUGCUAUUUUUUACUGUCAUUGCCAAGAAAGCAAUAACAGGCUGUUUGAGAUCUUACUAGGGGCUGACAAUGGUGAUAGAGUGAAAGCAAGUGCUAUUUGCCACAUGGAUACUUCUCAAUGGGACAAAGAUCAUGCCUCAUUUAAAGUUCUGAAAACUAAACCAGGUGCUUCUCAUGUUUGCCAUUUUGUCUCUACAGAUAGUUUAGUUUGGCUGGCUGCCUAAUGCUACUGUCUGGAUUACCUACAUAUAUAUAUUUACUUGUGCGGUUGAUUAUUUUUUGUUUUACUUCCUGGCUUGAUUUUAGGUGGUCUGUAAGUUUUGUAUAUUUAGUGUGUUAUUAGUUGAAGAUUUCUCUAUGAACUAUUUUGGUGUGUUUUUAAGUGAUCAGUAUUUAGAGAGUGUUGAUAUC
Molecule: messenger RNA, 1922 nt
Organism: Benincasa hispida (wax gourd)
Lineage: Eukaryota; Viridiplantae; Streptophyta; Magnoliopsida; Cucurbitales; Cucurbitaceae
Product: BURP domain-containing protein BNM2A-like
Source: RefSeq, a predicted model, not a curated record